Oncorhynchus tshawytscha (Chinook salmon) is the source of this 3647-nucleotide messenger RNA. It is a transcript of the gene mtmr2, whose product is annotated as myotubularin related protein 2. Lineage: Eukaryota; Metazoa; Chordata; Actinopteri; Salmoniformes; Salmonidae. The record is from RefSeq and is a predicted model, not a curated record. Bases 335 to 2332 code for a protein of 665 amino acids. The transcript has 16 exons. Gene Ontology annotation, molecular function: phosphatidylinositol-3,5-bisphosphate 3-phosphatase activity. Gene Ontology annotation, biological process: dephosphorylation.
ACUCCCGUUAUUAUGGACAGGGUCAGGGAACUCUGGGAAAAGAUGUCAGCUUCCUGUCUGUACCUUGGAUUUACUUUUCACCAAGGACGGAAUCAAAACAGUUGCAUGUAGAUAUCUGCCCUCUCGCCUCAACCUGAUAAUUAAUAUACUUACAUUUGACCAAGAUUUUACCAUGGAGAACACCGGGAGCAUCGACAGUCUAGGCUCGAAGCGUUCCUCAUCAAGGCAGCCGAGUGUCGAUUCACUGUCCAGGUGGGGCUCGCUCAACUUGCUCCCUGUGUAGUCGAUUGACAGGCGCUUGUAUAUCUGACUAUGCUGCCUAUCGCUAUCUAAAAUGCGUCGAAACAUUCUCGAUAGUGAAUAUACUGUAUGUCAUUAUACGACUGUAAUUCAAUGGAAGAUGUUGAAGUAUUCGCUGAACCUUACUGGGAUUAGGGUUACAAAAGUCGCUAUGGGAGACAGCUCAAAAAGUACCUCCACCUCUCGUUCUGACCGGUCCACUCACGCUGCCAAGCCCACCUUUGCAAUGUCUUCUGACAAUGUGUCCAUCUCAACAGACUUUUCCCCAGAGCUACGGGGUAGACCUAAAGCGGUUGCCAAGGUGCUCAGGGAUUCAAAAGAAGAACCACAGUUACUACCAAAGGAAAGCGUGCAAGACAUGGCCAAAGAUGUCACCUACAUCUGUCCUUACAUCGGUGCACUGAGGGGGACAUUGACUGUCACCAACUACAGGUUGUUUUUCAAAUGCAUGGACAGGGAACCAGCGUUUGUGCUGGACUUGCCCCUGGGGGUAGUGAGCCGGGUGGAGAAGAUAGGAGGGGCAUCUAGCCGUGGUGAGGUCUCCUACGGGCUUGCCUGCAAGGAUAUCCGUAAUCUGCGGUUUGCACACAAGCAGAUGGAGGAUUCACUCAGGAAGUCCAUUUUCGAAAUCCUGAUGAAAUGUGCCUUUCCUGUUUCUAAUGGUCUGACAAUCUUUGCCUUUGAGUAUGGGCAGGUCUAUCCUGAAAAUGGCUGGAAAGUGUAUGAUGCUCAAGCGGAAUACAAAAGACAGGGCUUACCCAACGAGAGCUGGAGGAUAACUAAAGUGAAUGAUCACUACGAGCUGUGUGACACUUACCCAUCAACCCUGGUGGUGCCUGUUAACAUCCCAGAUGAGGAGUUGAAGAGAGUGGCUGCCUUCAGAGCCAAGGGCAGGAUACCUGUGCUGUCAUGGAUUCACCCAGAGAGCCAGGCCACAGUGAUCCGCUGUAGUCAGCCCAUGGUCGGGGUCAACGGCAAGCGCAGCAAAGAUGAUGAGAAGUACCUCCAGACCAUCAUGGAUGCCAACGCUCAGUCCCACAAGCUCUUCAUCUUCGAUGCCAGGCCUAGCGUCAAUGCUGCUGCCAACAAGAUGAAAGGGGGUGGCUAUGAGAGUGAGGAUGCCUAUCAGAAUGCAGAAUUGGUGUUCUUGGACAUCCACAACAUCCACGUGAUGAGGGAGUCACUGCGCAAGCUGAAGGAGGUAGUCUAUCCCAACAUCGAGGAGUCCCAUUGGUUCUCCAACCUCGAGUCCACUCAUUGGCUGGAACACAUCAAGCUGAUCCUGGCUGGGGCGCUGCGUAUUGCAGACAAGGUGGAGUCAGGGAAGACGUCAGUGGUGGUUCACUGCAGUGAUGGGUGGGACCGUACUGCCCAGCUCGCCUCCCUGGCCAUGGUGAUGCUGGACGGACACUACCGCACCAUCCGCGGCUUCCAGGUGCUGCUGGAGAAAGAGUGGCUGAGUUUCGGCCACCGCUUCCAGCUGAGGAUCGGUCAUGGGGAUAAGAACCACACAGACGCAGACCGCUCGCCUGUCUUCCUGCAGUUCAUAGACUGCGUGUGGCAGAUGACCCGCCAGUUUCCUGCAGCCUUUGAGUUCAACGAAUACUUCCUGAUCACCAUCCUGGACCACCUGUACAGCUGCCUGUUUGGGACGUUCAUGUGUAAUAGUGAACAGCAGAGGGUGAAGGAGGAGCUGCCCAAGAAGACAGUUUCCCUGUGGGCCUACAUCAACAGCCAGCCAGAGGAGUUCACCAACCCUCUGUAUGUCAACUAUUCCAACCAUGUGCUGUUCCCAGUGGUCAGCAUGCGCCACCUGGAGCUCUGGGUGGGAUACUACAUCCGCUGGAACCCUCGCAUGAGGCCACAGGAGCCUGUUCACCAGCGCUACAAGGAGCUGCUGGCAAAGCGGGCGGAGCUUCAGAAGAGGGUGGAGGAGCUGCAGCGAGAGGUGACCAAUCGCUCUGCCUCCUCAUCCUCUGAGAGGGCGGGCUCUCCCACCCGCUCCAUCACUCCAGUUCAGACCUUUGUCUGACAAGCAGACAGACAAAACCCAGGGGGAUGGUGUCCGGAAGCUUAUAGUGGACGGCUGAGGACCGAGGCCCAACUCCUAUAGGAAGCAAAACAACCAACAAGUGUCUGUAGAAACCGCAUAUUGGCCUUUGGCUGCUCCACCUCAACAGCUGAGGUCAUAUAGAGUCAGAACUGUAGAAUGAGAAUAAGAAGAUUAAUUUAUAUCUCUAUGGUCAGAACCUUCUGCUGCACCAAACAGAGCUGCCUUUGUUUCCAACCACCUUGCUACAGCCAUACUACACUCUACUGACCUCUGCUGCCAGGGUCAAGAGUACUGUAACAUAUUAUCAUCAAAUAAGUAUGAAAUAUAUUAGCUUACUGUAUGUAGGUAUUACAUGUAUUCUAAGUGAUAAGUACACUAAUUGAUUAAUAGGAUAAAACAAGCAACACACUAAAAGUAAUAGCUCAAUUAAUUCCUCCAUUGUUAAAGCAGGGUGGAGAUUUAUUCCAGAAAGGCAGGCUAUUUAAACAAAUGUAUGUUUAUUUCUACUUGACAUAAUCCAAAUAGGGUUUGAGGUCAGAAUUGUCUCGGAGUUGAGAAAAUAGUUACUGAAUGGACACAUUUUGACCAAAUAGGUGUGAAUGAAUCAAUGUGGGCAUGGGUGGGUGUAUUGUUAGUUAUGUAUGACAUUCCAUCUGAUCAGUAUGUUGUGUUUUUAAGCUGUCAAGUUCCUUUUAUUAGCAAGUUAACUGAAUACUAUUUUCUGUCUCGUAGGUUGUGUGUAUAGUUUACAGUAUACCAUAUACUUAUAGGCUUACAGUUCUGUCUCAUUCCUAAUUGAUUAGGUUAUAGCUUGAGGGCUUUUUGACUGCAAAGACCAGUUAAUCAUCUAAUACAUUGAAUUGUUGCAAUGAGUGGUCAUCUUGACUUAGUUAAAUAUUGUUAACCAUAAGCAUGAAGACUGAUCUGUGUACUGUAUACCAUCCCUCACUCCUACAGCAAAGAUGAGGGAGUAGUGGUGGAAAUCUUUAUGAUAUGGACUAGUCUAGACAAGUCUAGCUAGAGUUAUGCUGUGCAUCAUAUAUAGGGAGGAGGGAUAGUGUUAGAGGGUAGCUAUAUGAAUGUAUGUUAGAAUUUUGGCCCUGUUAUCUGCUUAUGUGUAUAUUGUGGUGAUUUCUGCGAUAACAUCACGUUGCAGACUGCUCACUCAGAAAAUGGAUAAUCAGGAUUGACAAUGUGCAUUUAAUGGUUUAGUUAGGGUUUUAAAAUGAAAGCUGUAACUAAGUGCUUCUUGAAAGGUCAUACUCACAGGUUCUUAAUAAAUGCUGUAUAUGUA